AUGGCGCAAGUAGCGGAUGAAUCCAAAGCGAUGGCUUCUGAGGUUUUCCUCAGCAAGUAUCGCAAAAUCAAAUCUAUUGGUAAAGGUAGCUUUGGUGAGGCUGUACUAGUACGAUCAAAAGCUGAUGGAAAACGUUAUGUUGUAAAAGCCAUUGAAUCUGCUUCCAUGACCGCAAAGGAAAAACGUGAUGUACAGAAUGAAAUUCGAAUUCUUUCCGCUGUGAAUCAUCCAAAUAUUAUUCGAUACCACGAACAUUUUGAAGAUGGUACACUUAUUUUUAUUAUCAUGGAGUAUGCAGAUGGUGGAGAUUUAAAUAGCCGUAUUAAAGAGGCUAAAAAACAAGAUCCACCUAAACCUUUUGAUCCAAAAUUGGCUAUGUUUUGGUUUUUACAAAUAUGUAUGGCUUUAAAAUACCUUCAUGAUAAUCAUAUCCUUCACCGUGAUUUGAAAACUGCAAAUAUUUUUCUAACUUCUCGAAAUGUUGUGAAAUUGGGUGAUUUUGGUAUUUCAACAGUUUUGCAGAAUACUUUGGCAUGUGCCAAAACGGUUUGUGGUACACCAUACUAUUUUUCACCAGAGCUCUGUCAAAAUAGGCCAUAUAAUAAUAAAAGCGAUGUAUGGGCACUUGGUGUUGUUUUAUACGAAAUGUUGACACUUCAACGACCAUUUAAUGCAAAAUCUUUAAAAGAACUUCUUAAAAAGAUUCUUGUUGGACAAUAUGACCCUAUUCCAUCUACUGUACCUGCUGAAAUGCGUGGGUUAUGUGCGGCUCUCUUGCAAGUAAAUCCAGUUCAACGUCCUAGUAUAAAUAGGAUAUUAGAGAGUGCUUUUGUUCAGGAGUCAUUAAAAUCAUUUAGCGCAGAUCUUGAAAAGCAAGCUGAAAAGGAGCGUGCUGAAUUUGAAGCGAAACGUCCACCACCUCCUAAGAGUACACCAGUUCGUACACAGGAGAAACCAAAGGAAGUACCUCAACCUCCUCCAAUGAGUGAACGUGAACAAAUGGCUAUGUUGCGCGGUAUGAAAAGGGAAACUAUGAAGGCUAUGUUGGCUCAGCAAGCUGCCGCUACACCUCCUACACAAGAAGAACCUGCCACACCCGCACAAGAUGACUCUGGACACCCGGAUGUGGAUGAUGAUGGUGAUUAUAUUGAACAAAAACAGGCUAUUGUUCAACAAACUAAAGGAAUUGUUGGUAACACUAAUCUGGGAGGUCAUCCGGAAGAGUUUGGAGAUGGACCAUCCACUGGUACACCGCAGGUAGAUAUGAUUACUCUUUCCAAUGGUGUAUCUGUACCAGCAUCAGAUGUACGAAAAAUUCUUGAGGAGCAAAUGGGCGUGGAUCUUCUUAAUAAGGCUGUAGAGCUUUACAAUAUGCGAAUGAUGUCCAGUGGACUCUCCAACGCCGAAAUUCAGCGUGAGUUAAAUGAAUUACUUGGACCUAAGCAUGCGCAUCACUCAAAUGCCAUUACAAAACUCUGUGUAUAUGAGGGCAAGGAAAAACUGUAG
This is a messenger RNA of Trypanosoma theileri, 1506 nucleotides long. Its product is annotated as putative serine/threonine protein kinase, putative,protein kinase. Gene Ontology annotation, molecular function: ATP binding; protein kinase activity. The record is from RefSeq and is a predicted model, not a curated record. Bases 1 to 1506 code for a protein of 501 amino acids. The transcript has a single exon. NCBI's taxonomy places the organism in Eukaryota, Euglenozoa, Kinetoplastea, Trypanosomatida, Trypanosomatidae. Gene Ontology annotation, biological process: protein phosphorylation.